Messenger RNA from Lodderomyces oxycetoniae, 1404 nucleotides. Its product is annotated as N,N-dimethylaniline monooxygenase. Gene Ontology annotation, molecular function: N,N-dimethylaniline monooxygenase activity; NADP binding; flavin adenine dinucleotide binding. Bases 1 to 1404 code for a protein of 467 amino acids. The transcript has a single exon. Lineage: Eukaryota; Fungi; Ascomycota; Pichiomycetes; Serinales; Debaryomycetaceae. The record is from RefSeq and is a predicted model, not a curated record.
AUGACACUUGAUCUUUCUACACCGAGAUUCAAAAGGAUUGCUAUUAUUGGAGGUGGUCCAAGUGGAUUAGCUGCCGCAAAGGCGUUGGCUUUGGAGCCAGUGAAAUUCACGAAAAUCGAUGUAUUUGAGAGGAGAGAUAGACUAGGUGGGUUAUGGUACCACAAUGGAAACAAGGCUCUAGUUCACCCAGAAGUCCCAAGUACCGAUCCUGGUGCUGGGGAGAUAUUGGAUAAGAAUGCAACCAAAACAGACGAAUUUUUUUCGGCAAUUUAUCAAUUUAUGGAGACAAAUAUCAUUUACAGGUUGAUGCAGUAUGCUAAUGUGUCAUUUCUGAAAGAUGAAUUGGUGUAUCCUCAUCGCGAGCAAGUACUUGAGUAUAUUGACAAAUACGUCAAGAGUAUCCCAAAAAAAAAUGGCGUUACUUUUUACUUGGAUUCCAAUGUCAAUCUGAUUUCGAAAGUCAACAAUGCCUGGCAGGUACAAGUUGAAAAUGUUGGAUCCGAUGUGGUUUCUCAACACGAGUACGAUGCAGUAAUUGUAGCCAAUGGACAUUUCAACAACCCCUUUAUACCUCAAGUUUCGGGUUUAGCUGAAUGGAAUGAAAAAUUGCCAAAUACAAUUUUGCAUUCAAAAAAUUUCCAAACUCCCAAUGUGUUUAGAAACAAAAACGUAUUAGUCAUUGGCAACGCGGCUAGUGGUGUAGAUAUUUCCACCCAAAUAAGUACCGUUGCCAACAAAGUUUACGUUUCUGUGCGCGAUUUAAGCAAAUUGGACUUCAAAAACGAUCUUAUUGAGUAUAUUGGAUUAAUCAACGAAUACGAUUACAGAAACAGGUUGGUCACGACCAUUGACGAAAAGAUUGUAAAGGAUAUAGAUGUUAUUAUUUUUUGCACUGGUUACUUUUACAGUAUGCCAUUUUUGAAAUUGAACUCAAACUUGAACGUUUUGGAUGAAGAUGGACGGCAGGUGAAAGAUCUUUAUAAGCAGAUUUUCAACAUAGAUGAUCCAUCAAUAUCAUUUGUUGCUUUGUUGAAAAAUGUUGUUCCCAUGCCGAUUGCAGAAUCACAAUCUGCAUUAAUUGCUAGAUACUACAGUGGAAGAUACGAGUUGCCCAGUGCAAAAGAACGCCAGAUAGCUUACAAAGAAGAGAUAAAGAAAAAGGGACUGGGAUCUAGCUUUCAUGAUUUUCUGUAUCCUUUAGACGUGGAAUAUCGGCAACAUUUGCAAGAAUUGAUUGAUGAAAAAAAUAUAAGGGACCCAGGACUUGUAGCACCAAUAUGGGAUGCAAGUCUUAUUAAAGAUAGACUGGAAACCAAAAGUUGCAAAUCCAAAAGAUUGCAUCAGGUAGUUGAACACGUCAAGAGAUUAAGAUCUGAGGGUAAGGAUUUUGAAUUACCACAAUGA